Heterocephalus glaber (naked mole-rat) is the source of this 3852-nucleotide messenger RNA. It is a transcript of the gene Spata18, whose product is annotated as spermatogenesis associated 18. Gene Ontology annotation, biological process: mitochondrial protein catabolic process; mitophagy by internal vacuole formation. Gene Ontology annotation, cellular component: mitochondrial outer membrane. The record is from RefSeq and is a predicted model, not a curated record. Lineage: Eukaryota; Metazoa; Chordata; Mammalia; Rodentia; Bathyergidae.
AUCGCCGGAUAUUUAUGGCCAGGGCUCAGGAGCUGCGGCGGGGGAGCCAGGAGAGCACUCUGGGUUGCGAGCGCAGGCGGCGCGGCCCUGGGCCCUGGGUGCCUCCCCAUCGGCUUCCCGAACGCUGCCUGGUCCGCCGCGAGGGGGAGGAUGGAGGCAGCCGCCGCGCUCUGAGCCCCGUGAGGUGACACCCUUCUCGCCGCACCACCCCGGCGCCCGCGCAAGCCGCUGUUGCCCCCUGCAGGUCUCCAUCUCCCGGAGCAGGGAGCGCGGAAAAACGAGCCAUGGCGGAAAACCUGAGGGAGCUGGCCUCGAAUGAAUCUUUACAACGGUUGCAGGAAAAGCUAGAGUCUUGGGUGAAGGAGUACGACACAAACUCAUGUGAUCAAAAUCUAAAUAAUUGCCUUGAACUCAUCAAGCAAGUUGCCAAAGUACAAGGACAACUCUUUGGGAUCCUCACUACAACUGCUCAAGAAGGAGGACAUAACGAUGGUGUGGAAACAAUCAAGUCACGCCUUUUGCCUUGGUUAGAAGCUUCUUUUACGGCUGCUUCCCUGGGAAGACCUAUUGAUAGCAAGGUCCCCUCUCUACAGGACACGUUUGAUAGAGAGAGACAUAAAGAGCAGGGUCUUCGGGAUCAAGAUCUACAACAAUUAAACUCCGACUCGAACUCAACCCAUAAUCAGCUCAACCAGGUCAAAGACAAGUUUAAAUCCCUUCAAGCCCAGGAGGUUGCCCACCACAGAAGCACUGCAACUAGGCGCCAAGAGCAGUGCAAAACUGAGCAGAGGGUUUUGGCCAGGCAGAACACAGACCAGCGGGACACAGAGCUGUAUGAGGUGUAUGAGAAACAGAUCCGAGACCUGAAAGAUGAGAUAGCUGUCCUGUCUGCAGAAAAAUCUAGUCUCCAAGGAAGGUCAGCCAGGAGCCAGUCUCCUAGCCCUGAGCAUCAGAGCCACAGUGACAACUAUAGCCAGAGCAGGUCUGCCAGCCCCUCUACCGCAGUUGCCAAGGACAGAAGCCCAUCACCAAAUCGGUCCAAACUGUCCAGUGUGGCUCGCAAGGCUGCCCUCCUGUCCAGGUUCAGUGAUGCCUAUUCGCAAGCCCGCCUGGAUGCACAGUGCCUGCUUCGGCGCUGCAUCGACAAUGCUGAGACUGUGCAGCGCAUCAUCUACAUUGCCACUGUGGAGGCAUUUCAUGUGGCUAAAAUGGCAUUCAGACACUUCAAGUUCCGGGUGAGGAAGUCAAUGACGACACCAUCUUACUUGGGGUCGAAUGACUUUGAGAAUGCUGUCAUGGACUAUAUCAUUUGUCAUCUUGAUCUAUAUGAUUCCCAAAGCAGUGUUAAUGAUGUGAUCCGUGCCAUGAAUAUCAACCCCAAGAUCUCGUUCCCUCCUGAAGUCGACUUUUGCCUCCUCAGUGACUUCAUCCAGGAGAUAUGCUGUAUUGCCUUUGCAAUGCAGUCAUUGGAUCCUCCCCUUGAUAUCACCUUUGGGGCUGAUGGAGAAAUCUUCAAUGAUUGCAAGUACCGUCGCAGCUAUGACUCAGAUUUCACUGCUCCCUUGGUCUUUUAUCAUGUGUGGCCUGCACUCAUGGAGAAUGACUGUGUCAUUAUGAAGGGAGAAGCUGUCACCAAGAGAGGGGCUUUUUGGAAUUCGGUGCGAUCUCUGAGUCGAUGUCGAAGCAGGAGUUUAAGUCCCAUUUACCCCCGUAGCCGCAUUGGUUUAAGCACGAUAUCUCGAAGUCGGAGUCCUUCUCCAAUAAGAUGUACAUUGCCAAGGUUUUAAAGCUACCAGAUAUGUUCCUUUGCCGCAGUUCAUCAUAGCAGCCAACUUCCUCAGUGCUUCCAUCCACCUGCCUCAUCUGCCUCUGACCUCACUUAACAUGAUGUGAAAAGAGAGUUAAAUGUUUUGGCUUAGCACAUUUGUAACUUCAGCUGUAUUGCAUUUUAUUUUCUUUUCUAGAUACAGAUUCCAUUAAUUUCAUAAAAAUGAUUACAUAGGCAUUUAGGAUCAUAUUCAUUUGAAGCAAAGUCCAUCAGAAGGUUUAGGAUUUCCAUCCUAAAAUAUGAGGCUCUAUAGGAUCUACCUGCACAAAAGUGGACAGUGUUUACUAUGUUGAGUCCAAAAGAACAGAAUCAUAUUGGUUUACAUAUUGAGCAUAAAUGCUACAAUUGUUGAUAUCAGCUUUUAAGCUGACACUGAAAUUGAGUGUUUUAAUAGCUUUUUAAAGCGUGGAAGACAACCUCAAUCUCAGAUUGGGAUAGUUAUAUAUCAGUAUCAGUGACUCUAGGCUCAAUGCAGAAGAUGAUAAAUUUAAAAGAAUACAAUUAGUUGACUUUCCUCUGUUCUUGUUUUGAGAGUGCCUGGAUUUGGUUUAUGAAAGAGUAACCAUUGAAGCUACUUAGUUGAGAGAAUUUUCUUGCUUCCUAAAUACAGAAUAGUGGUUUGAUUAGAAAUCAACCUUGACAUAAAUAUUCAUUACUUUAUGUUAUCCUUUAGGAGUGUUUCACUGUUUUAAUGUACAUUACCUGGGACAUGCCCUUUACCUAUUCUACCUAGUUGUUUGCAAAUUCAGACCUCCUUUGAACUCCAUCUGACUAAAAGUGUCUGAACUCAAGGCCUAAAACUAGGAGCAUCACUUACUGAUUAUAAAUUGAGCAUUUCUCCCUUGACUUCCUCAUUGUGAAGUACUCUUGAAAUUCACAUUCAAGAUAAGAAUGACUGUUGUUUUCUUUAGAUAAAAAUUUUUUAUUUUUCUUUUUUCUCUACUUUCAAGCCAGCCAUACACACAAACUUCACUACCAUUGACUUCUUUAUCCAUUUGUCUUUCAAAGACAAACUUUGAGGGGCUGGGGAUUUAGCUCAGUGGUCCCGGCGCACCUACCUCACAAAUGGAAGUUCCUGAGUUCGAUCUCUGUUACCACACACACACACACAAAGACAAACUUUGAAUUGACUAGAACUCAGUUUGGAUAAGCUCAGUGCCAAAUCAAAAAUCAAACACCAGAAAUAUUUUUGCUAGAGCAUCUUGCCUCUGUGGUGGGUGUGGGAGUGGGUAGAAGGACUCCUCCAUCUAAGGAGGAGUCCCAUUGGGCCCCGUAGUCACCAGCCCAAUCCAAGUGUGAUUUAAAUUUUUCUCCCUCUUUGUACAUUUAUGUCAUCAUUUCCAUGAGGUCAUGUGGUGUAUUGGAAGGAGUAUUAAGUAUCUAGGUAGCUUCUAGCCCUCCUUUAUCAUUUGCUUGCGUUGUAACCUUGAGCUGGUUCCUUCACCUCUCAGUUUCACUGUAGAGUGAGUAGAUUAGUCGUUCUCAUAAUCCUACCAGAGCCAAUACUUCUUUUAUAGCAAACAUUUUAUUCUGGAUAUCUUGAAAUGAAAGCCAAAGUUAAUCAUUUAUAUGCACAUUUCACCUACACAGUGAAUAUAAUACCAUAACUGUAAAAUAAAGCAGAAAAAAGAAAACAAUUUUUAAUAAAAUGUAUUUCAAUAAAAAGCAUAGGAAUUAGUACAGUUAGAAACAAAGAAGCUGAAUCACUCCCUUUCCAUGAUCAACUGUAAACAUUACACCACUCCUAAUGGUCAUCCAUGCUUCCAUAAUCCUGACAGGGAAGUUGUGUGAGCCACUUCCCUUCUCUCCAUUCAACCAUAAACAGAAGACCACGCUAUUGAUUAUUCAGGCUUAAACUUAGGAGGUUGUACAGAUUGCUGACAUCACAAAAAAAGAAACAGUGAGAGGCACCUGACCCUUUAAAUACUAGAAGCUUGAGUUACAAAGCCUCUUUUUGCUUGCUCUGCCUUUCUGCCUAUUCCUGCUGCUGCCCUAAGAUCUUCAAUAAACUCACAAAAUAAUAA